Molecule: messenger RNA, 7122 nt
Organism: Orbilia oligospora ATCC 24927
Lineage: Eukaryota; Fungi; Ascomycota; Orbiliomycetes; Orbiliales; Orbiliaceae
Exons: 12
Coding region: 1-7122 (2373 amino acids)
Source: RefSeq, a predicted model, not a curated record
AUGUCCGAUCCAUCGAUCGUUGAGGAAGAUGGCUCAAGGGGCAUGAGAUCCGGUUCCGUCGCCGGAGCUUCUACGGGUUCUGCCGCUGCUGGUGCACCUCAGGAAAGACAACAAGACAGACUUAUCGUCGUGGUAUGCGUCGCAGCAGUCUACACCUCCACACCCGAAGAUGUCGAAGUUAUCAAAACCUGGCCGGGAGGCAACGGCAUCACAUCCGACAAAGUCCCCACUGAAAUCUCCUAUAUAACCCCUCCGGGCGCCACGAGUGUCCAAGCAAACAAAUGGGGCUUCCAAUUCAAACCCGAAGAAGAGCGUCUUCGCUGUAUCAAGCUCUUCUUGGAUCGAAACCAAAAACUCCCUCACUUCGUCUCGCCGCUCGAAACAGCUGCCCAGCUUCGCAAGUACAAUAAGAAUGUAGUCGAUGCCGUUUCCGAUUAUUUGACCGCUAUAUACAAGCAUACCAUGGAUACGCUGGGAAGACGGUACGGUGAUAGUUUUAUGGCUAGUACGAAGGUGGAGUUUGUGCUCACUGUUCCAGCGGUUUGGAGCGAUGCGGCGAAAAACGCGACUUUGCAGGCAGCAGAGAGGGCAGGGAUGGGUAACAGGCACGAUUUGAGACUUAUUAGCGAACCUGAGGCGGCUGCCGUGUACACACUCAAGGCGAUCCAACCGAAUCAUUUGAAGGUUGGGGAUAACUUCAUUGUGUGCGAUGCUGGUGGUGGUACAGUGGACUUGAUUUCUUAUAAGAUAACGCAAAUCUCGCCGCUGAGGGUAGAGGAGUCUGCAGUUGGUACUGGUGGGCUCUGCGGGUCUGCCUUUUUGAACUAUAGGUUCGAGGACCACGUUAAAUCUAGAGUCGGAACUUCGGUCUACAAUGCCAUGAAACCACGGACAAGAAUGAUGGGAUUGAAGUACUGGGACGAAUACGUCAAACGAAACUUCAAUGACGAAGAUCAAGAGCUUCCUGUUCCAUUCCCUGGAUUGGUGGAUAACGAGGAGGCGGGUGUAGAAGGUGGCUUCUUGGUCUUGACGAGAGAGCACGUGAGAGACAUCUUUGAGCCUAUCAUCAAAGAGGUUGUGGAACUCGUGGAGGGCCAGGUGGAGACUAUAAAGAGGAGAGGCGGGGCAAUUGCAGGCAUUGUGUUGGUUGGUGGUUUUGGCCAGUCGAACUACCUGUAUAACAGGUUGAAGAGCCACUUCAAUGCGGCGCCACCGCCUUACUCCGAGCGGCCGACGAAUCAUAGCAUCGUGGAGGUCAUGCAACCUGUGUAUGCAUGGACUGCCGUGGUGCGUGGAGCUGUUCUUCGUGGAUUGGAAGGAUCUAUGGUAGUCAGUCGACGAUCGAGAUGGCAUUACGGGACUAGUUACGCUACAGUCUUCGACGAAGAGAAACACCCUAUAUCAGAUCGAUAUUGGUCGCCAUUAUGGGAGCGGUGGAUGGUUAGUGACCGAAUGCAGUGGCACAUUGCGAAGGACGAGAAAGUAUCAGAACGCAAAGCCGUGUCAUUCCACUACACCCGCAAUUUCAGGCCGGGCCAGUCAUUGAUAGUAGAAGAUGACUUGAUCGCCUGCGACAUGGACGUUGCACCUGACUCGAUGAAGAAGGGGCUUAUCAACGUGUGCACGUUAACAACGGACCUUAAUGCGGUUCCGAAGUCGCUGUUUACGAGACUGACGACGAGCAAGGGCAUUGAGUUCGAUAAUUUGGAUUUCACGUUAGAUAUGACAAUCGAUUCGGCAAGUUUGAUCUUUGAGUUGAAGGUGGAUGGGGUGCCGGGACCUUGCAACCCCUCACUAACCCUUCUCAAAUCCUCAACCGUGACUUCCUACUCUCAAGAACCGUUUUACGGGGGUGCAGGUUGGAGACAACAGCAGGGCACAGGUUAUCAACAGUCUGCAGUCCCACCUUCGCCUAGUACUUACUCACCUUCCUACCGAGGUGGAGGAGGAGGCGCCGCCGGUGGUGGUCCAGGCGGGUACGACGACUACGAACCCUCCAGCGUCGGUUCCUCCUACUACGACCCUUCAGCAUAUGGGGGCGGCGCACCCGAAUAUCAUUACCUAUCCAGCAGUAACCAAUCCCAACGGGCUUCUCAGCCCAGAUCUAGAAAUCGAAGCCAGAGCCAUACCCAACGAGAGGGUUCCGGUGUUGGAGGAGGAGGAGGCUCUGGUGGCGCCGGCGGCUCCGGUGUAGCUGGUUCUGGUUCUGGUGCUGUUCCUUUACCACCCCGUGCUUCAACAAUCCAGAGCCAGCACGCACAGACACAUCAUAGAUCUCACUCAUUCAGUAGUGCUUCCGCAAAUCCCAGGUUAAAUAUCCAUACCCAGGAUCCCGCGGCCCACGUUCAUACCCCUCGUCACGGAGGUGCAGAAGAUCCUUGGGCGACUCCAAGGCCAGGUAGACGAAGUUUUACACAAAGAGACGCUUCGGAUCGUGAAAGGGAGACCGUAAGGGAGAAGAGUCGUCAGAAAGGUCCUCCUUCUGGGGAUUUCUUCCCCCCCGGGGCGGCUGCUCGUCUCUCUGAGAUCAUCCCCGCUCCUACCCCACCUGUACCUGAAUAUAUCAACAAACGGGAAAGACGGUCAAGAAGGACGACUAGAACCUCACAAUCUUCAGUAAAAUCUCCAUUAUACGAAGACUACGUUUCAUAUACCGGCGGUGAAAGCGCAUUCGAAGAACCUAUAAUCCCUCCACCCGCACCGGCCCCACCAAGCCGUCCCGAAUCCGUCGAUCCAGACGAACUAAAACGUCGCGAUAAGGAAAAACGUCGAGAAGCCCGUGAAGCCCGCGCGAAGGAACAACGUGAAAAGCUAGCAAAACAAGAAGAAAAGAACCGCCAGAGGGCUGAACGUAAAGAACGUAAACGAGCUGAACGGGAAAAUUCCUUCGCCUCGGAAACUUCCACCGACCCUUAUUCUUACCAACCACAAUCGGCUGCUACUAGCCAUUACUCGGCCUACGGCGAGUCUCCGUACGGAAGCUAUACUACUCCUGUUGUUGACCCUUAUCAAACUGGUAGUCACGGUUCUCAGCACGGUUUCCCACCCCCUAUUCCACCCGCUUAUCCUUAUAUCCCUAGUGACGCAUACGCCGCUCCACCAGUGGUCGGGGCAGAAGCGCCCUUUGGUUUCUCAGACCCGGCAACUACCUUUGUCGCACCGACAUAUGCACCCACCCCCCCACCUCCACCAACAUUAACCCCAUCCCCACUCCAAACAAUCCAACGUGAGGGCUCCCGUGUCAACUCCCCUCUCCCCAGAAAAACAAGAACAAGCAGCGGUUCAACCGAACUUCCAAGACCUCGACGAGGAGACUCAAAAGGCGAAGAAGAUUACUACGCCGGUAGCGUAAAGGGUUCAGACUACGAAGGCGGUACAACCGGCCGAAAGGCCUCAAAGAGUAGACCUUCAAAACUCGCAGCAGAAUACGACAGCGGGCGUUACUCCCCGCGUCCACCAUUCAAACGUCGAGGCUCGAACGUUCCUUCCGAAAGAGACCCAAGUGAUAUCAUCGAACGUCGAGGAACUCCAAAGUUGAACAUCAAGGCCAUCGAAGCCCCACCACCACCACCACUAACUCGACAUCGUAGACGUAGAGAAUCAGAUUCAUACCACAGCGUUAGAGACGACGGUGAUAGCGAAGGUAGUACCGCACCAAUUGCAAUCCCAGGCGGCGAUUCACGAAAGCCUAGAAGAAAUAAAACUCUUCCUACCCUCGACACUUCUCGUGCAUAUAGUCCUAGCGCACAAGGUAGCAUCCGUCGGCCACAAAAACUACUCGAAAAACCGGGCAGGAGGUAUAGCUCCAACUCUUCUCGACCGAAUUCAGUCGCAGAUUCAUACUCCAGAUCUCCAGAGGAACUUACAGAGGAAAGCGAGAGCGAGGAAAGUGAGAGCGAAUCCGUUAGUCAUACCGAUUCUGAGGACGACGAAGGGACAGUACUCGGCACUCCAGAGGUUGUUAAGACUAAACAGGGUAUCAAACCCUCUCAAAUUUCGGUAAAGAAAGGGUCUGGAAGGAGUUCUAGGAAGGAAUCGAGGGGAUCUCCACUUGCUAUCACCUGGGGCGGUGAGGACAUCGAAGAAAAGCAACAACGGGAUAAAGAGGACGAAGAGGAAGCUGCAGCUGGAAAGAAGAAGUCGAAGCGAACUACUACUAGCAAACGAAAGAAGCAUCAGCUUUCAGUCGAAACCAGGGCGGACGACGAAGAUCAACCAGCGGAGGAAGUCGAAGAAGCAGAGAAACCUCGAAAGCCACGCAAAGCUAAGAAAUCAAAGUCAAAAUCAAAGAAGGAGAAAACCCCAGAACCGAUCAACGAGUCAGCUAUCACCGAAGAAUCAGAGGCACCAAACGACUCUCAAGCCGUUGUAAGCGACACCGAAGAGGAAGGGAAAAAAGCAGAAUCCGAAUCCGAACACAGCAUCAAAAUCCUAUCUCCAAGUUCAUCGGACCACUCCCCAAAAACUCGUAAAUCCAAACGAGCCCAAGAAAGAUCCGCAUCCCCAAACCCUCUUUUAAAUAUUCCAACAUCCGUAUCUCGUCCCCCAUCCUCCCACGGAAGCCGCAGGCGCAGAAGAAGUAGCAAGAAAUCCGCAACUCCACCACCACAAAGCCCCACCAGCCUCUCCCACAGCGAGCCGAGCAUCAAGAACAACUCAGACUCAUCCGAAGAAUCCGACUCCAGCAGCAACAAAACCGACGCCGAAAACGAAGUCGCUCAAAACUCCCAGGCUCUACCCAUAGCUAUUCCGGGAUCCGCCCCAAGAUCAAGAGCAUCCACACCGAGUGCCCGCUCCCCAGCAACCAAGAAAACAACCCCUCUCCUUCGCGCAUCUACCCCCGUAAACCUCCCAAAGCUCCCAACUCCGACUGGUAGUAUCAGCGGUAGCCUUAGACUUGCAGGUGCCCCAAGAAGGCCACUCAAGAGAUCUCCUAUUUCGGGUAUCUCCCGCGCUCUAUCGCCUUUAGCAGCCGCAGCCGCAACUACUGCACUCGCAGGCACAGAGAUCGAAGCAGCCCUUGAGAAGUCGAGAGAGGAAGCGUCUGGGACAAGCGAGGAAGAAGAUAAGGCCAAAGCAGGAGAGAAGUCUGCCUCCGAAAGCGACACCGAGGGGUCUGAUAAAGGAGAGGACAAGCCACCAAGCCCUACCGAAGAGGGUGUCGAAAAGGCCGAAGAGAGUACUUUAGAAGUCUUCGAGCUUGUGGACCCAGAAACACCGGUAGCGGGUAAAGGCGAAAAAUCCUCAUCUGAGGAAUCAAGCUCGGAAGACGAGCACUAUAAAUCAGCGUCAGAAAUCGAUACGGAAGAUAAAAAGCUUCCAGAAGGGCUUCCAGCAGCAGAUCAGGAAGAAGCAGAAGCAGCUCCUGAAGAGCAAGCCGAAACUACCAGAUCGGCCACGAAGCCUGAGUCUGUGGACUCAUCUUCUGAAGAAGAGUCAGAUAAAGAAGGCACCGCAAAGAAAGAAAAACCUACAUCUGCUGCACAUAAAGACGACCCUCUUGCAUUUGGGGACGAGAAGGAAGAAUCCAGUGAGGAGUCAAGCAGCGGGAGCGAAGGAUCACAUUCGGAUUCUGAGGAUAGCUCCAAGAGCUCUAAGGAUCUGCCAGACACAAAGUCAGCCAAGAGUUCCCGACGUAAUAGCGUGGCAAGUAGGGCAAGCCGGGCUAGCUCUAAUAUGAAACGUAAAGAUCCAACAUCACCAACUGGUUCGAGCAUUCGCCGAGGUUCAAUACCCGAGACAACCACCCGAGGAGCCUCCUCGGAUGCAGAUAAAGACGAGGAUAUAGUUAGUCCCGUUACCGCAUCUAGAGAUCUCGACGGAGAUAUUUCUAUGCUCGACAAUUUACAGGAUAUGGCUGAGAAUAUUGUUGCUCAGUUGUCAGGUGGAGCGAAGGAGGAUUUUGAGGAUAUGUUGAAGAAGUAUAAGCGAGAUGUUGAAAUUCUACGGAGUGCAUGUGACGACGCUAUUAAAGAGCGGGAUAAGCUUAGUAAGAGGCUAGAUAAGGCUGAUAGAGCUUACGAGAGGAAGGAUAAUGAUCUUAAGGAUGCAAAGAAGGCAUAUGAUGACCUGAGUCGUCGAGUCGAUGACCUUCGGGGACAGCAUGACAUGGACGUUAAGCGCGCCAUCUCAGUGCGUGACAAGGACUGGGAUAAGACCUGGACAGAGAAAAACAAGCAUCUGAUCAAAGAUCUUGAGCAAGCGAGAAGCCAACGCCAUUCGCUUGAGAAGAUCAUUGCUGAGAAAGAUGAAUUGGUUUCUGAGCUUGAGGAACAGAUUCAAAGACUUAAGCAUGAUAUCAGCAUGAGCACUCGCACAGAGGCCCAGAAGACCGAUGAUCUGUUUAAUCAGGAAAUUGGGGAUCUGUGGAGAAAUAUGCAGCAGUGGGUGUUUUUGAACUUCAAGGGCAAGAUUAAUUUCGACGGUCUACCUGAAAGCGUGCAAUUAACACUUUCCACUGUCACAAACGGCAAUCCAAAACUCAUCCUUUCCAAAAAGAUAUUUGUCAUUUCCGCCCUUAUCUCAAAAUACCUACUUGACCAUGUCUUCAACGCCUAUAUGUACGGUAUGACCCAAGAAACAAAUGACGGUCUCGCCGCUCUUGAGCAAUACCUAGCUUCCCUCUCCGACGCCCCCUCAUACGACGCCGCAAUCAACCGCUGGCGUGCCCAAACCCUUACCAUGAUCAGAAAGCACUCCAUGCCAACCCUUGGAAACGCGCCACUCGCCAGCGCCACCAAACUCUCCACGACCGAAGCAUUCCUAACCACCUCCCUCGAAGACCUACUUCUCCACCUAUCCACCGCCCUAGCACCCCUCGGUCUCUCGACAGCAUCCGAACCCCGAGAAAAGCUACGAAGUAUUCUCGAAACGGCAGCAGGGAUUGCAGUUGAUUUGAGAGUUCAGAGAGCACGGUUCGCGGUUAGUCCGGUGAAUUUGUUGGGAGAGGAGUUUAAUGCCGAGACGAUGGAUGAUCUUGAUGGACAUGAGGAUGAGGAUUCUAAUGGACGGAAAGUUGCGUGUGUGGUUUGGCCGGCUGUGUGGAAGAGUGGAGAUGAGAAUGGGGAGAACACGCAUUUGAGGAAUUUGAUUUAUAAGGCGCAGGUAUUUUUGGUUGAUUGA